AUGCGCUCUCCCCCGAAGCGCCUGACGAGAGCCAGGGCCGCGACCAAGGAGCCCGAGGCAGCGUCAUCGUCGUCGUCGUCAGCAUCAAGAUCAUCGGCAUCAUCGAGGCCUGCCAAGACAGUCACAGCUUCCGCCGCAAAAGCCAGAGGCCCCCUUUCGUCGUCUCUGACCGCGAGCACGGCGAGCACGGCUGCUAAGAGGAAGACGAGGUCCGACGACGCGGAGGAGGAGCAGCGCCAGGCAUCAUCGCAGGUCAAACGUCCACGAGGCCGCCCACCGAAGAAGCCCCUCGGCGGAGAGCAGAAGGGCGUCGCCAUGACAGCUCCUGUCUCAGCUCCGAUUGCAUCCAAGGCCGCUGAGCCACCCGAGCCGGUAAAGAGGGGCCGCGGGCGCCCGCCAACAGUCAUGAAGCAGGCAACCUCGACGACAACAGGAGCCAAUAAGCCCCCGGUCAAGAAGAUGGUCACGUUCCGGGAGCCCGACAAGGAGAACAUGGAGCCCGCCGCAGUGCCAAAGGAGCCUCCUCCUCCCACCGGCAUGCGCGGUCGUCCAGCAAGGCGAGGCGGCGCGGCUGCUGGUCGACCCGGGCGACCCCCCACGAAAGCCUCAAAGCCCCAAGCCGGAGACAAAAGGCCACUGAGCCCUAAGAAGAUUACGCAGCUGAUUCUUUCGCGAACCGACUCGGCAGACGAGUCCGAGGACGAGCUGGCGCUGGAGAAGGUGAAUGCGAAGCCGUUGGCAAAGAGCCCGAUCAAACCCCCGUCAAAGAAACCAGAACCGAUUCCCGCCGAGAUUGAGCCCGUGGACACGAACAUCGCCGUCAACGCAAUGAUGUUUGAUAUGCCGGAGAUGAGCACGACGCUCUUCGCAUCGCCGGCCAGGCGGCCUACUUCGCCGCCGCGGGAUACCAUCAAGUCUCCGGCCAAGAGGAUGGCGGUGCCCCUGCCCGGAUCCGCGCUCAAGCUGAGUAGCGAUGCUGUUGCCCAAACGCCUUUCAAGUCAUCGGCACCAAGCCUUUUGCAAUCGGCCGCCAAACGGCCGCAGUCUCCGAUGAAGCCCUUUGUCUUCUCUGCGCAGCAGGAGCGGGCGGGCGAAUCGUCAACGAAGCCUUCCAUGCUCCACUCACCGGCGAAGCGGGCGAUGCCGGGCUUCAAGCCUGUCUUGAGCGCGCAUCGAGGACUUCCGGCGCUGGAUGAGACUCCUGUGGGGACUCCGACGCGCGCAGCCAGGUCGUCGACGAGGCUUAUGAUGGAGGAGGUAGCGCAAGAGGAUGACGAGGACGAAGAGCCUUUUGAGGGGCCUAUUGACAUUCCUCGAUUUUCCAUGUCAUCGCCUGCUGGGCCAUCUUCUGAAGCUAGGUUUGCUGCUGCAGAGGCGGAGGGAGAAGAGGAGGAGGAGGCGGUGGAGGAGGCGGUGGAGGAGGCGGAAGAGGCAGAAGAGGCAGAGGCAGAAGAGGUAGAUGCAGAAGACGCAGAGGCAGAGGAUGAGCCUCAGCCCAAUCCCCGCUUCUCACAGCUUCGAGAGAAGGACUUGGAUCCCUGUCAUGACAUGAGCGCAAUCUCAGAUUCCGAGGACGACACAUUGCCUUUUGCGAGAGUCACGGCCACUCCAUCUGUGAGCGGAGAGCAGACGCCCAGGGCCCGAGCCAGUCGUAGCUCGGCGAGACAGUCCCGCAGAUCAACUCUGGGAUUCGGAGGUCUGUCUGAACAGCUCGGGACUUGGUCAGCUGCAAGCCCCGUUAAGAGCGCACGCUCCUUUGUGGUGGAGAAUGAGCCUGAGGAUGUUGAGGUUGAGGAAUCGAACCAGGACACACCCAUGAAGAAUGCAUCGCAGCCUGAGGGCGUUGCGCUGCUGGACAUGGAAGACAUCGAGGAUCAGCAGCUGGACGAGGGAACCAUGAUCACAGACGAAGACAUGGCUCUGGCUCAAGAAGCCAAUGAAAUGUCGCUCAUGGACCCCAAAGAGGAGGAGGAGGAGGAUGCCUCCAAUACACGCCACUCUUUCGACGACAGCUUGUCAGACGCCAGCCAGGAGUACGGGGACGAAAACCAAGUGCCGAUCGAAAGCCCUACGCCUAGCGCGGCGCCUCGGGCACCGCCGCCGGUCACUCCCGUGUCUCGGCCGGUAACGCGGUCAUUCAACACGACCACCAAGGUGCCCCUGAAAGCAGCCGACAAUUCCACCCCCAGUCCGCUGAAGAAGAAGAGCUUGAGCACCCCGCGAGCGGCUCCGAAGCGCCCCAGUCAGCCAAAGAGGGCCGCCCCUGUCCUGGCUUAUACUCCCGAUAGGCCACGGAGGCGAAGCUCACGGAACAUCAGCACCAUCUCCGAGGAGCCUGAGCAGGCCGCCGAAGAACCCUCGAUGCCGGAGCCGAAAACGCCGGAAGCCAAAAUGGACCUGUGGGCAAGCAUCGGGACACCGGCGCGUACCCCCCGAAGGGACCUCAACCCCAAUCUGCUCCGCGGGGCCAUUGUGUUUGUAGACGUGCACACGAGCGAGGGCGCGGAUGCUAGUGGCAUAUUCGUGGAGGUGCUCACACAGAUGGGCGCCCGGUGUCCCCAGAAGUGGAACUGGAACCCCAGCAACGCAAGCAACGGCGAGUCGACCAAGGUGGGCAUCACCCACGUCGUCUUCAAGGACGGCAGCAAACGCACCCUGGAGAAGGUCCGAGAGGCCAAGGGGGUCGUCCAGUGCGUGGGCGUCAGCUGGGUCCUGGACUGCGAGCGCGACAACAAGUGGCUGGACGAGGCGCCAUACAACAUCGACACUAGCAACGUUCCUCGCGGAGGAGCUCGUCGCCGGAAGAGCAUGGAGCCCAAGUCCAUCUCGAACAAGGACGGCAGCGCGGUCAGCAGCAGCUCGUCCAAGGAGAGACGCGAGUCGGCGUCUAGCACAUCGAGCUCGGCCAAGACGCCCAACCGCAGGCAAAGCAGCAUCUGGGUGCGCACGCCGUCAGACCCGGGCGAUGAGGAGCAGGAGGAGGAGGAGGACAUUGAGUGGUCCAACCUCAUUCUGACGCCCGUUCCCAAGACGCCGGCCCCGGAGGCGAUUAUGAAGUUUGCUACCGAGACGCCGUCCAACCUGGACGACGAUGAGUAUGACGAGGAUGACGGGUCACCGACGAGAGAGGAGCUGUUGACGCGGACCUGCCCUCCCAAGGCGCAAAAGUACCUCGAGCUUGGCGGCGGCAUCCUGUCGAGGUCCAAGGACACGGACGAGAAUGUGAUGCAGCGGCUGAUGGCUGCUCGGCGCAAGAGUCUACAGUUUGCCCCCAAGGUGGGCAGUCCCUUGGCCAGGAUGUGGCAGUAAAGGAUGGAUCAGCAAGCCCGGUUUAUGAUUUUUAUUUUCUCUCUCUACUUUUUUAUCGUUCUUGAAGCUGCAUAGGAUAAGGGUAACACACGAAGCUUGCGUUGGCUAGUCGCUCACUUGGAAAGGGGGGAAAGGUUGUUUAUGCACUUGGUUUAUGGGAUCCCCAGGAUGAAUCUUCGUACAUUAGCAUCAGGACAUGCAUGGCGUCUGGGAAUAACGAACAAGA
Trichoderma reesei QM6a is the source of this 3535-nucleotide messenger RNA. RefSeq lists its product as uncharacterized. The transcript has 3 exons. Gene Ontology annotation, molecular function: DNA binding. The coding region runs from base 1 to 3309 and encodes 1102 amino acids. The record is from RefSeq and is a predicted model, not a curated record. NCBI's taxonomy places the organism in Eukaryota, Fungi, Ascomycota, Sordariomycetes, Hypocreales, Hypocreaceae. Gene Ontology annotation, biological process: mitotic cell cycle.